AGACAUCCUCACAACCUGAUAUUAUUAUUAUUAGAUGCAGUGUCAUAGUCACUCUUUUUUAGUGUACCUCCCAUUUAUUACCUUUGUCUUUUGCCUCCAUUCCCUCUCCAUCCACUAAAUGCUCUUUGAUUUUCUCCUUCUCCUCAUUACCUUUUUGCCACUGAACUUUGCAGCUCUCUCUCUCUCUCCCUCUCUCUCUCCCUUCUUAUUAACUUAGGCUCUCUCUCUCUCUCCCCCUUCUUAUUAACUUAGGGUUCCCUCUUUUAGAGAUCACCUCCUGUACAAAUCUGUUAUAUAUGCUCCGACCUUUUGAUCAUUAUUAAUUGGCCAAGAGAGGUCAGUUUCAUCAUAAUAUUGGAAGGAAUUACAAAGUAUAUAAGAGAGCAAGCUCUUAAAUUAAAUUGAGAGCUGAUCUCACAAGGGGAAAAGGAAAGUACCCUUUUUUUUAUCUAUUCAUUUGAUCAAAGAAACCUAUCUGGAUCACAAUCAGGUGCAUAUAUAUAAUAAUUAGUACCCCAAGUCCAAGAGAUAGAAAAUGGCAUCAUCGAGCUCCUACAAUUCGCCAUGCGCAGCUUGCAAGUUCUUGAGGAGGAAAUGCAUGCCUGGGUGCAUUUUCGCGCCGUACUUCCCACCUGAGGAACCUCAAAAGUUCUCCAAUGUCCACAAGAUCUUCGGCGCGAGCAACGUGACCAAGCUCCUCAACGAGCUCCCUUCUCACCAGCGAGAGGAUGCCGUGAACUCUCUGGCCUACGAAGCCGAGGCCCGAGUCAGAGACCCUGUCUAUGGCUGUGUUGGAGCCAUCUCCUUCCUUCAAAGACAGGUCCAAAGGCUGCAAAAGGAGCUUGAUGCAGCCAACGCUGACCUUAUCCGCUUCGCCUGCAGCGAGAUCCCGCCGCCUUCCGAUCAUCAUUUGGCUCCACCGCCGCCGUUACUUCAUCAUUCAAUGAUGGCUCCGCCAAGGCAAGGAGGAGGAGGAGGAGAUCAGUUCUAUCAUCAGCCAACUGGUGGUGGUGGUGGUGGCUUUUCUCUUCCUUAUACUUCUUCUCUCUCAUGGAGUGACAACCCUUCUGGGAAUAUCAAUGAAGGAGAAGGUGGAGAAGGACACCUUUGAAACUUUGAUGAGAGAUCAAAAACGAUCGAUCUCAAAAGAUGAAAAAGGUAUAAUAAUCAAAUCCCAUCUAGGGUUUUCUCUAUAUAUAAUUAUUUGGAGUUAAAAUGGUACUAUAUCUUUAUUAUAACUAGUAUUUUGGAAUUGAUAGAGGUUAUAUAAAUCUAGUAUAGCCUCACGUGAUGAGUCGUUUCUUAUAUAUUUUGUUUUUUCAUCAAGCUAGUCUAUAUAUAUAUAUAUUAGUUAUUGUUUUUGGUGGGUUUUAGUUAUAUUAGUAUGCUAAAACCAUGUAUUGUGUGGGCUUAUUUUUGGGAUCAUAUAAAUAUAUCUUAUAAAUAUAUAUAGAUAUAUUUAUAUAGUGACCUAAUUAAUAAAGGCUGUACUCUUGAUCAGUAUAGCUAUCUAGCUAUAUAUAUAGUAUAUAGUAAGUAAUGGGAUCUGUUUUUUAUUGUGUGUAAUUAGUGCAACUCUGAUCAAGGCAUUCGCAUGCGGAGGAGUUGACAUUCUGUCCACAUUGGUUUUAUGGUUCUGAAGAAUAAAUGAAAUAAAACUAUAGUACUAUUUCUUAAUAAAGAGGAUUCUUGAGCCUAACUCUAGGGCUUUACUCUUCUUUUAGACCUAUAUAUAUUUUAUGCUCUCACCUUUCACACCUUUGAAUUCCCCUUUGGUUGAUCUUGAGGACCACCUUGUGAUUUUUUCUCUGCAGAAUAUUUAUGCUAAUUAAUUUCUUUUUGUUGGUCAAUUAAUUAGUUGAAUUU
Molecule: messenger RNA, 1866 nt
Organism: Humulus lupulus (European hop)
Lineage: Eukaryota; Viridiplantae; Streptophyta; Magnoliopsida; Rosales; Cannabaceae
Product: protein LATERAL ORGAN BOUNDARIES-like
Exons: 2
Coding region: 536-1111 (191 amino acids)
Source: RefSeq, a predicted model, not a curated record